This is a messenger RNA of Camelina sativa (false flax), 2020 nucleotides long. The record is from RefSeq and is a predicted model, not a curated record. NCBI's taxonomy places the organism in Eukaryota, Viridiplantae, Streptophyta, Magnoliopsida, Brassicales, Brassicaceae.
CUCUUAUCCGACCGGAAAAUAAAAAAGAAAAUUAAAAUAAAAGAGGUUUCGUUUUUUUUAUUCUUUCACUCACCAAAAAAAAUUUGCUUCUGAUUGUCUCUCUUGAGUAAAAUUUUAAAGGGAGGAAACAAAUCCCAAGAAGGGAAUGCAGAGAGAUGGUCGGAGUAUCGCCGGUGAAGACUAAGCUUUGUGAUCGGUUUAACCGGUCUGUCGGCGGCAGGAAUUGCCACCGUAAACACGUCGAGGACGGGUGAUACUGUUUCUUAACUCUCGAUUUCUCCGCAAAAUAUCAAAAAAAAAAACCCGUAAAAUCUUUUUUUUUUUUUUCUUUUUUUAAAUUUUCAAGAAAAAAUUCAAAAUCGUCGUUAGUAAAAAAAAAAAAAAACAUGGUCGGAGGAGCAAAGCCGGUUGAGAAUGGAUCUGAUGGCGGUGGUGUGAGUAACAGUACGGCUCUGCUUCACGGACGUUACGAGCUAGGUCGUCUACUAGGUCACGGAACAUUCGCGAAGGUGUACCACGCUCGUAACGUCCAAACCGGAAAAAGCGUGGCGAUGAAGGUCGUCGGAAAAGAGAAAGUCGUGAAAGUAGGGAUGGUGGAGCAGAUCAAACGAGAGAUCUCAGUGAUGAGGAUGGUGAAACACCCAAACAUCGUCGAGCUUCACGAAGUCAUGGCGAGCAAAUCCAAGAUCUAUUUCGCCAUGGAGCUCGUAAGAGGCGGCGAGUUGUUCGCUAAAGUGUCUAAAGGAAGACUACGAGAAGACGUGGCUCGUGUUUACUUCCAGCAAUUGAUCUCAGCCGUUGAUUUUUGCCACAGCCGUGGUGUUUAUCACAGAGAUCUGAAACCUGAGAAUCUCUUGUUAGACGAAGAAGGUAACCUUAAGGUGACUGAUUUUGGUCUCUCUGCUUUUACUGAGCAUUUGAAACAAGACGGGCUUCUUCAUACUACUUGUGGUACUCCGGCUUACGUUGCUCCGGAGGUUAUAUUGAAGAAAGGUUACGACGGAGCUAAAGCUGAUCUGUGGUCUUGUGGUGUUAUACUCUUCGUGCUGCUUGCUGGUUAUUUACCUUUUCAAGAUGAUAAUCUUGUGAAUAUGUAUAGGAAGAUUUACAGAGGAGAUUUCAAAUGUCCUGGUUGGUUCUCUUCUGAUGCUAGACGUCUUGUGACGAAGCUUCUUGAUCCUAAUCCGAGUACUAGGAUUACGGUUGAUAAGGUUAUGGAUUCGGCUUGGUUCAAGAAGUCUGCGAAGAGAUCAAGAAACGAACCGGUUGUUGCUGUUGCUGUACCUACGGAAGGAGGAGAAGAAGCUGAGGAUGUUGAUAACUUGGUGCACAAGUCUAAGGAAGAGACGGAGACGCUGAACGCGUUUCAUAUAAUUGCGUUAUCGGAAGGGUUUGAUUUGUCUCCCUUGUUUGAGGAGAAGAAGAAAGAGGAGAAGAGGGAGAUGAGGUUCGCUACAUCUCGGCCGGCGAGUAGUGUGAUUUCGAGUUUGGAAGAAGCGGCGAGAGUUGGGAAUAAGUUUGAUGUGAGGAAGAGUGAGAGUAGGGUGAGGAUUGUAGGGAAACAGAAUGGUCGGAAAGGGAAGUUGGCGGUGGAAGCUGAGAUAUUCGCGGUGGCUCCGUCUUUUGUUGUCGUGGAAGUGAAGAAAGAUCAUGGAGAUACUCUCGAGUACAACAACUUUUUCAGUACUGCUCUUAGACCAGCUCUCAAGGACAUCUUCUGGACUUCAACACCUGCUUGAGUUUGAAAUUGUUGUGUUUUUGUUUUUUUUUUUUUUAAUUUCUCUUUGUGUAAUAUAUUGUUGGAUUCUAGAUUCGAUUCGUGAUGAUUCUUGUUCUUGAUUCUUAAUGUGGGUAUCGUUUGUUGAAUCGUGGAAAAAAAAAGUGUUAAGUCUUUUGUGUGUUGUUCUUGGGUCGUAGCCGAUUUGUCGCGUUUACGAAUCAGAGAGUGUUGUGUGUGGUGUAGAAUUAUUGUCUUAAAGAUUCCAUCAUCAUAUUCAUGAAUAAAUGAUAAUUAUGACUC